CCGAUUAAGCUAGAACUAGCUCAAAAACCCCGAUAUACUUUUUUUUAUCUCACCUCGCUAUCACCUACCCUUGUAAACCCCCAACCAUCAGAGAAGAAAAAUCAACAUACCUAGUUGUCAACUUUGACAAUUUUGGUUUCCCGAGAAACGCUCCUCCUUUUACCUAUUUCCAAUCACUGUUCCGCCCAUAGCUCUCUUCUCUCUAUUGAUUGAGAGUUCUUGACACGAUCCUACGCGCUUACACCACCCUCCAUCUCUCACUGCAUAUCGCGAAGCCUUCUCCCCCGCCAGUGGUGAGCAACCAAAAACGGAACCUAACAUGUCGAAUCAAUUCAUUGGGCUUACUAUGCUGGUGACUCUGAGUUCUCCACCUGGUGCGCAGUUGCGAGGCAUUGUCAGUAGCAUUGAACCUGGUAAAAGCCUGACUUUACGAGAAGGUUAGUGCUCACGUAACGUUGGCAAACACAUCCGUUGCUUUCGCUAAUACAAAGCGUCUUCCACAGUUACCUGUCCAUCGAAUGGUAAAUACGUCCCGGAGUUUACAAUUAACGCUGCGGAAAUUACAGAAUUGAUUGAGGCUCGGAAUGAAAAUGUAAAGCCACCUCUUUCGGUAAUACAACAGAAGCCAGCGGUUGUACCUGCAUCGGCAGCGAAGAAAUUUGAAGAUCCGGCAAUUCUGAGCAUGGGAAGGAGAUCUGUAUUGGACACUUCUCCUGCAGCACCGGUUCAGUCGCAGUCUCAAUGGAAGAGUACAACGAUGGAACGCGGUGAUUCGGCGCGAACUGCUGUGAGUCGUGAGGAGAGGCUCAAAGAACAGAAUACCUCAUCUAUCUUACCCGGCAGUAUGACGAGCUUGGAAGUUCAUGAUCAGGAAGGGCGUGAAGAGGUAGAGAUCCUGGAAGAACUCGACACAGAACUAGCCGAUUUGUCAGUGGAACCAACUUUAGCCAAAUCAGGACGACGACCUCGUAAGCGAAACAAUCGAGGCAAAAAGUCUGUAGAACGUGCUUUUCAAGAACCAAAUGUUGUCCCGGCUAAAGAGACCACCCGAUCAAAAGGUUGGCGACAGACCCCGUUGCUAGAACCGGUUACUUCAUUUCAGCCAUUUGCGACCUUGAAAAAGUCUCAGAGAAGGGGCAACAGGAAUAUGGAAGAGAGUGGAUGGGCUACCGAAGAAGCAACCGAUGUGCAAGAGAUGGGAGAUUUUGAUUUUGCUAGUAGUUUAGCAAAAUUUGACAAAAAGACUGUUUUCAACCAAAUCCAGGCAGAGGAUGGUAUCGCAGAGUCAGAUCGUCUGGUUGGACACAAUCGCUUACCGAAAGCAAAGCCAGGAACGUAUGGAGGAAAGAACCUUCAUCCUAGUGAGAAUGUCCUUGAUACACCAAACGGUGCCACAAAGGCUUCAGAAACCUGGAAGAGCGACGCGGAUGACACAGAUAUUCAAGAAAAAAGCAGUCAAAGAGGUUCUGGAAGUGGUAGAAACUCCCGUACACGAAGGCCUGAGAGUAAAAUAGGCAACCACCACAGACCGAUCUCACGGAAAGGAAGUACUGUCCCAAGCUCCCAGCCAUCACGAAAUAUCUCCGUCGGACCAUCAAAACCUAUGUUCUAUCUUCUUCCAUCUGAUCGUCGAUGUGAACCUAUAUCAGCGCUUCAAAUGCUUAAUUUGGAAAACAUUGCAGAUACUGAACUUGGACUUACCGAGGAUAUGAUGACUGAGAAUGCAGGUCGUGGUAUUGCUGAAGUCGGAUUAUCGGCUGUGAAAAUUGAAGGUCGUGGCUUAACCCAAGGCAAGAAAUCCACCGUUCCCACGGUCAUAGUCUUCGCGGGCAAUAACAAAAGUGGUCUUCGAGCGGUUGCAGCCGGUCGACAUCUCCGAAACCACGGUCUCAACGUUGUAGUUUGUGUCCUUGGCCUUGAGCGUGAUUCCGAACUCUUGGUUGGACUACGUCGUCAAAUAAAAGUUUUCCGCGGUUUCGGCGGUAAGGUUUGCACCAAAGCCGAACUUCUCGAUUUCGUCAAAACUUCGAAUGCGCCUAUUGAUCUGAUAAUAGAUGGCCUUCUCGGUCUCACAAUGUCUUUUGAAGAGCUCCGAACCGGUGAUCAAGCUACGGCCUACGAACUUAUUGAAUGGGCCAAUAGAAAUAAAGCGCCAGUUCUUGCCAUCGAUGUCCCUACUGGUAUUGAUCCCACAAGCGGCAAGGUUAGCGUCAUUGAUGGGCGAAAAUUGUAUAUCUACGCGAGAUAUGUUGUUGCAAUGGGAGCACCUAAGAAAGGUCUAUUAGAAGCGAUGAUUAUGGGCGAGGGAGUUGGUAAUGAGGAGAAAAUGGGAUUAGGGAUUACGAGCUUGAAUGCGAAGGCGAGCGAGGAGUGGCAACUUUCCGUUGCGGACGUUGGGCUCGGUAUGGCCGUUUGGAAAAAAGCCGGAACGAGAGUUAGGAGGGGAGUGGAGUUUGAGGGAAGCUGGGUAUUAGGAAUGAGGUUUCAGAGCGGAGCGAGGCUUGCAUAGAUUCUGGUUUGAUUGCAGAUUUCCUUCAUUUCUUGAUGGGUUUAUAUGUUAAUGGUUCAAAAGCGUGGAUUUUGGAACGGGAAGCUGAAAUUAAUAAAUAGCAUAGCAUAGCAUGGCGUUUCAAUUGUUGCAUAUUUUUUGGUAUGGCUAGCUUCUUGGCUGGGUAUGGCUAGCUGGCUUGAUGGGAUGGGAAUGAAUUGAAAUGAAACGAAAUGGAAUAAAAUGAUGUGGUAGCGAUGCCUUGCUUGUCUAGAGACGGAACAGUAGCAUUAUGAAGGGGAAGAAACAUGGAAGAAAUAUUCGAUAUUAUUAUCGAUGAUAAUGAAUUAUAGCUUU
Molecule: messenger RNA, 2845 nt
Organism: Sclerotinia trifoliorum
Lineage: Eukaryota; Fungi; Ascomycota; Leotiomycetes; Helotiales; Sclerotiniaceae
Source: the annotation of a GenBank genome assembly